AUUCUUGCGCAAAAAAUGAAUUUUUUGCUUUUCGAGUUCCUACCUUCGCUGUCGCUGUUGCUGUUGCGUAUUAUCCUCGCGGUCCUGCUGCGAUUAGGAUUUAGGAACGAGGGCCUCCGGCGGCGGAGGGGGGAAGUUGGUUGGUGGUGGGGGGUGGCGCUCUUCUCUUCUGGCUCAACCAAGGCUCUGUUCUUCGCACCAGUUGACGAUGAGCCCCUCCCUCCGCCGUUCUCCUGCCCCACGACAUCCUGCGAAGUUGAAUUCUUAGCAUCGUGGAACAGCUACGGAAGCAUGGCAGAGGGUGGUUUUGUGGUAGCCAUUUGCCAACAUGGUGGGGAGUUCACUUCUGGUCCCAAUGGGAAUUUGAUCUACAAAGGAGGUGAAGCGCACGCUGUUGACGUCUCUCGGGAGAUGUCCCUUGACAGCUUCAAGGAUGAGGUGUCCAAGGUGUUCCAUGUUGAUGUCACCGAUAUGUCGUUCAAGUACUUCCUUCCGAACAAUAACAGGACGCUCAUCACAAUCUCAUGUGAUAGAGAUUUGCAACGGAUGGUUGAUUUUACUGCUAGUGCUGCCCAAGCAGAUGUUUUUGUGAUAAGUAGAGUGGAGAACAGGAGUGUCGUAACGUACACUGGAGCUUCCACUGUUAAAGCUGGAUCUAAUGCACAUGGCGACAAAAGGAAAAGGACAGCUUCCAAAAACAAGGCAUCCAAAAGUAAUAAGAAGACCGCCAGUGCUACUGGUGUUGUAGUUCAAGCUGAUACCAAUGAUCUCAAUCAACCUACCAAUGAUCUCAAUCAACCUACCAAUGAUCUCAAUCAACCUACCAAUGAUAUAAAUCAACCAAGAGCUUUGGUUACCUUGAAUGAUUACAACGAGGAUUUUCCACUGGAAUUUGGCCAUGAUGUUGCCUUUCCCACCACAGCUGGAGCUGUUUCCUCUGCUCCAGACGAUCUGAAUCAUGAUAAGCUUGCUCUCGUUGAUACCACACAAAGGGAACCAACUGGUUUUUUUGAUGAUGCAGUCAAUGCAUAUGAUGGUUCUGAUAUCAUAAUAGAUCCUCCACAAGAGCUUACCAAUAAUCCUGCUUUGUUUUGGGAGGACAUUAUCAAAGGUGUUGGUCAAGAAUUUGAUAAUGUGAAGGAUUUCCGAGCUCAGUUGUGCAAGUAUUCCAUCGGCAAAGGAUUUGUGUACCGAUUUAUUAAGAAUGAAACCACCCGUGUCACUGUAAAGUGUGUUGCGGAUGGCUGCACCUGGCGAUUGCAUGCAUCCGAGUCAUCUCGUAACAAGAAAUUUGUUAUCAAGAAAAUGACUGAUGAGCAUACAUGUGGAGGAGAAGGCGGAGAGGGUCAGCGGCGAGCAACAAGACAGUGGCUGACUACCAUCAUUAAGCAGAAACUGCGUGAGAACUCAUUGCUCAAACCAAAGGAUCUUGUCAAGGAAAUACAUGAAGAGUAUGGAGUUAUGCUGACCUAUUCACAGGUUUGGCGAGGUAGAGAAGUGGCUCAGAAGGAGAUGUUUCAUGUUCAGAGGGAGGCAUCAGGCCAUUUGCCCUGGUAUGGGGAGAGGCUUAUGCAGACUAACCCAGGGAGUAUACUUGACUUGUCUGAGUUCUCUGAAAACCGACGUUUUAUUUUUGCAUUCCAUGCUUCUUUGGAAGGCUUUGCAAGUGGGUGCAGGCCCCUCCUUUUUCUUGACAAGGUUCCGCUCAAAGCGACAAAUGAGUAUAAGUUGCUGGUUGCCGCUGCAGUUGAUGCUGAUGAUGGUGUCUUUCCAGUUGCAUUUAAUGUGGUUGAAGAUGAUAAUUACGAGAACUGGGUUUGGUUCUUGAUGAAGCUGAGGAUUGCUCUCCAGUAUCAUAACUACCCAUUGAAUGCUAUGACAUUCUUGUCCAAUGGACAAAAGGGUCUGGAUGCUGCUGUCGCACAUGCGUUUGAAGGUAGCCACCAUGCCUUCUGUUUGCAUCAUAUCAUGGAGGAAUUCAAAGGAGAACUGAAGAAGGGACCAUGGUCGCAACAGAUAAGAGAUGUGAUGGUCGAGGAUUUUACUCGUGCAGCCCAAGCAUGCAGCAUUGAUGAUUUUAAUGCAUCAAUUGAGAGCAUAAGGAAUAUAUCCACUGAAGCUGCCGACUGGAUCAUUGCGAGUAAGCCAGAGCAUUGGUCAGAUGCCAUCUUCAGAGGCUGUCGGUAUGACCAUUUCUCAUCGAACAUUGUUGAUGCGUUUAAUAACUGGAUACCUACAAAGAAGGAGGGGUCCAUGGUGCUGAUGGUGGACUCUCUGAGGACAAAAAUAAUGGAGACAAUAGAAGCGAGGCGUGAAGCCUGCAAGUCAUGGGAAGGACCUCUAACACCUUCCAUUGAUUACAAAGCAAAGGAUGAGAUAACCAAGGCUGGCAAGCUGACCGUGCUAUGCUCUUCUGAGACUGUGUUUGAAGUGCGGGGCAGCGGUAUUUUUGUUGUUAAUCUUGCAAACUGCGAAUGCACGUGCCGGAGGUGGCAACUUUCUGGCCUCCCCUGCAUGCAUGUUAUUGCUGUGUGUAACAGGAUUGGGCGGUCUUUCUAUGACUACUGCUCAAAGUUUUUCACAACAGAUAGCUACCGUCAGACAUACUCAGGAACAAUCUACCCAAUUCCCGACAUGGACACCCUUGAUUUUAGCGCUGCAGCAAUGGUCCCGCCUCCCAGGCCACGGGCAUCAGAUAAACCUAGAAGGAAGCGGUUUAAUCCCAACAAGCCAACCACUCUUAUACGGCUCUGUAGCAGGUGCAAGCAAGUAGGCCACAACAAGGCCACCUGUGAAGCUGCUUUUCUGUAGACAAAGCAUUUUCUUUAUCUGCAGUAUGUAUAUCAGGUUCACCGAGAGGCGGCUGAUGAAAGAGAGAGCUUCCCAGCAAAAAUAGAAAGGAAAAAAAGAGAAGGCUUCCCAGCAGAAAAGGAAAAAAAGUAGAGAGCUUAUGGUGGUGCCUGUUGUAUGUACAGUAGAUGGAGAGAAUCAGAGAAUGGGGGUGGGUAAUUAGAAGACAUGCAUGACUUGAUACCGUUGUUGUCUGUUUAUAUGAAGGCUGUGAAACUUGGAAAGGUUUCCUUAGUGGUUGUUGACUAGAGAUGAUGAUGGUUAAUAAAUGUGCUACAUCUUUGGAUA
Molecule: messenger RNA, 3138 nt
Organism: Triticum aestivum (bread wheat)
Lineage: Eukaryota; Viridiplantae; Streptophyta; Magnoliopsida; Poales; Poaceae
Exons: 7
Coding region: 16-2811 (931 amino acids)
Molecular function (GO): zinc ion binding; protein binding
Source: RefSeq, a predicted model, not a curated record